AUGGCCAAGGACGUUGAAGUUGCAGAGAGAGGCUCUUUCUCAGCCAAGGACUACCAUGACCCACCUCCUGCACCACUCUUCGAUGCAGUGGAGCUCACCAAAUGGUCCUUUUACAGAGCUCUCAUAGCUGAGUUCAUAGCCACUCUUCUUUUCCUCUAUGUCACUGUGCUUACUGUGAUUGGGUACAAGAGCCAGACAGAUCCAGCUGUCAAUGCUGACGCUUGUGGUGGGGUUGGGAUUCUGGGUAUUGCUUGGGCCUUUGGGGGCAUGAUCUUUGUCCUUGUUUACUGCACUGCUGGGAUUUCAGGAGGUCACAUUAACCCUGCAGUGACAUUUGGGCUGUUCUUGGCUCGCAAGGUGUCGCUGGUCAGAGCUGUUUUGUACAUGGUGGCUCAGUCUUUGGGGGCUAUAGCCGGUGUUGCUUUGGUCAAGGCUUUCCAAAAGAGCUACUACACCAAGUAUGGCGGUGGAGCCAAUGAGCUCAGUCAAGGCUACAGCACAGGAGUUGGGUUGGGUGCUGAGAUUAUUGGGGACCUUUGUGCUGGUUUACACUGUGUUCUCUGCUACUGA
Molecule: messenger RNA, 570 nt
Organism: Prunus armeniaca (apricot)
Lineage: Eukaryota; Viridiplantae; Streptophyta; Magnoliopsida; Rosales; Rosaceae
Source: the annotation of a GenBank genome assembly